GGAAUGGUUUUACCCCCGGCGGCUGCGGCGAGAGCUGGCAAAGUACUGCGGAUCAGCCUGUCAUGGAGGGAACCAGGCAAACCAGGAUUUGCCGGCCACACAAGAUAAGUGAAUCCUCAAAGGUGUACAGGUGGGAUGACCACUCUAGUCUAGUUCUUCAGAGCCUGAAUGAGCAGAGGCACCGAGGUCUCUUCUGUGACAUCGUCCUCGUGGUGGACGAACAGAGAGUCCCUGCCCAUCGGAACCUCCUCGCUGUUUGCAGUGACUACUUCAAUUCUAUGUUCACCAUCGGUAUGCGAGAAGCCCACCAAAAAGAGGUUGAGCUUUUUGGAGCCUCUUAUAUUGGUCUCAAGGCUGUGGUGGAUUUCCUUUAUGGCAGUGAGCUAUCUUUAGAUGGAGGCAAUAUCGACUAUGUGCUCGAAACAGCUCACCUGCUGCAGAUCUGGAAGGUGGUCGACUUCUGUUGCGAGUAUCUGGAGAAUGAAGUCAGCGAGGAGAACUAUUUGUACCUGCAAGAGCUAGCCUCCAUUUACAACCUGAAGCGCCUUGACUCCUACAUUGAUUCUUUCAUCUUGCAGAACUUCGGCACGCUGUCUUUCACCCCGGACUUCCUGCAGAACAUUUCCUUGCAGAAGUUGUGCCAAUACCUGGACAGCAGCAACGUGCAGCAGGAGUGUGAGCACGACUUGCUGCAGGCUGCCUUGCAGUGGCUUACCCAGUACCCGGAAAGGGAGAAUGAGGCUUACCAGGUUCUGGAUAACAUUCAUUUUCCCUUGAUACCCAAAAGUGAUCUCCUCCAUCGAGUCAAGCCUGCUGUCUGCUCUCUUCUUCCCAAAGAAGCAAACUGUGAGGGCUUUAUAGAGGAGGCGGUGAACUAUCACAAUAACGUCACGGCUCAGCCAGUGCUGCAAAACAAACGGACAGCCCUGCGGACCUGCGAGGAAAGGCUCCUCUUUGUGGGUGGGGAGGUUUCCGAACGGUGCCUGGAACUGAGUGAUGAUACCUGCUUCUUGGACAUCAGAAAGGGGCAGUGGGUAGCCGAAACCCCUCUCCCAGCCAGACGAAGUCACCACUGCGUUGCAGUCUUGGGAGGCUUUAUCUUCAUAGCCGGAGGCAGCUUUUCAAGAGACAAUGGAGGGGAUGCAGCUUCAAAUCUCCUAUAUAGGUAUGAUCCCCGCUGUAACCAGUGGAUAAAGGUUGCCUCCAUGAGACAACGCCGUGUAGAUUUCUACCUGGGAGCUAUUACCGACAUGCUGGUAGCCGUUGGUGGCAGGAAUGAAAAUGGGGCACUUUCUUCAGUUGAGACCUACAGUCCUCAGAAGGAUUCAUGGUCCUACAUAGCAGGCUUGCCCAGGUUUACCUACGGCCAUGCUGGAACAGUCUACAAGGAAUUUGUGUACAUUUCAGGAGGCCAUGAUUACCAGAUCGGCCCCUAUAGAAAAAACCUGCUGUGUUACGAUUACCGCACGGAUGUUUGGGAGGAGAAGAGGCCAAUGAUCACUGCCCGAGGGUGGCACAGCAUGUGCACCUUACAGGACAGUAUCUACUCCAUCGGCGGCAGCGAUGACAACAUAGAAACCAUGGCUCGUUUUGACAUUCUGAGUGUGGAGUCGUACAGCCCUCAGUGUAACCAGUGGACCAGAGUUGCUCCUCUGUUGCAAGCAAACAGUGAGUCAGGGGUGGCGGUUUGGGAAGGCAAGAUUUAUAUCCUCGGAGGCUACAGCUGGGAAGAAACAGUCUUCUCCAAAACAGUCCAGGUUUAUGAUAAGGAGAAAAACAAGUGGUACAAAGGAACUGACUUACCCAAAGCAAUUGCUGGUGUGUCUGCAUGUGUCUGUGCAUUGAAACCCAAAACAGAGGACAAAAAGAAAAAGACGAAAACAAAAAAACAUCAAGAUCGAGGAAGAUGACUACUUCUGGAUAACCACCCUUUGACGGUGGACUCCAAAAGGACCUUGUAUUUAAUCAUUUCUAUCUAACCUUGAUUCUUUCUUUUUCUUUUUAAAUGGGGGGGGGGAAGGCAUCUUCUGAAGCCUCAGAAAAUGUACAGUUGAAUGUGGUUUUUGGAUUAAGCUCAUGUUUAAGGUAAAAACAACAAAAGAAACCAAAAAAAACCACCCUCCUACUAUAUAAGGGGUGAUAUGGCAAAAGAGGUUAUGCUGCUCUCCUGAAUAUUAAGGCUUAGUCUUUUACUUCUGUGGUUCAUGGCAUUUCCGCAUACAUCAUAUUAAAUCGACGUUUUUAAAAUAAGGUUAAGAAUCUGUGGCUGAGAUGAUAAUGUCAAGGGGGAGGAGGCAGAGUAGUAGGUGUCUGGUUUGAAGUUACAGAGCAGUUCCAAGGAGUUCAGGAGCAACUGCUAAGAAAAACUGAAGUGGAUCUUCAAUGUAAAUCUUGAAUUUUUGUAAUGUUAAAUUUCAUUUACAACACAUUCUUGAGUUGUUAGUAUCAGAUUUCUGGAACAUGAGUGUUCAAAGAGAAUAUUGCUUUUGGUGAAUGCAGGUCAGAUCAGCUUGAAGAGCAAAUAACUCCACUGUACUCUUAAGGUUAAGAAGACCUUACUGUGAGGCUAAAGAACAGAUGGGAUUGACUUGGGCUUGGACUGACAGCAUUGUGAAUUUUGAAAUCUGGGAAAGGUGAGAUGACUUUGCAUCCCUUGUUGUGGCACUUUUCAUAUCUAAACACAAUAGCAAGUUUUUCUUGGGCUUUAAAACGUGCCCCAGAAUGAGGAAAAAGAUCUGUCGAAGAACUUGAAAGAUUUGAGGAUUUGUGUGGAAACUGUACAGUUUGCCUUGGGCUUCGAAGCAGAUGGAACUGAUAGAGCUCACUGUGAGUUUGGGGUUUGCUGAAUAGGGCAACGGCGGGGAGAAAUGGCAGGAGGAUCCUUCAGGUGAACUUGAAGCAAGAUGUCCCUCCCCAGCCCUACCAGGCUGUAGAGGCUGGGAUCCACUUCAUUUAACUCAAGCCUCACAGCGGUCACGGCUAGUGGCCAGUGUGAGCAGGGGCCCAGACUAGACUUGUCUGCUCUCAAAAAGCUUAUUAACUGAGGAUGGUUAAUUGGGGUUCGGUAAUCCUGAAGAACAGCAACUUGUUUUUUUACCU
Aptenodytes forsteri (emperor penguin) is the source of this 3099-nucleotide messenger RNA. RefSeq names its product kelch like family member 36 (gene KLHL36). NCBI's taxonomy places the organism in Eukaryota, Metazoa, Chordata, Aves, Sphenisciformes, Spheniscidae. The coding region runs from base 63 to 1910 and encodes 615 amino acids. Gene Ontology annotation, molecular function: cullin family protein binding. The transcript has 5 exons. The record is from RefSeq and is a predicted model, not a curated record.